Molecule: messenger RNA, 4443 nt
Organism: Symbiodinium necroappetens
Lineage: Eukaryota; Dinophyceae; Suessiales; Symbiodiniaceae
Source: the annotation of a GenBank genome assembly
AUGGCCAAGCCACCAGACCGCGUGGAUACAGCGAUUUGGCAGACGGCUGCUGCAUCACGGGUACUCCUGGACAGCGUUCCCGGUGUCGUCAGCUUGCUGUCGUCAUGGGCCACGGAUGUUCUUCAGAUGCCACUGAAGCUUGAGGCUUACGGGUCUGUAGUGACCGGCAUAGCGGACACCUCUUCAGACAUAGAUGUGGUUUUGCUGUCGGACAGCCUGGAAGACGUUGCUGGCAUCUUGGCAAGGCUCUAUGAUGCCCAUGAGAGGCUGCCUCAUUUUCACGUCGUGAGAUUUCUGGAAUCUGCACGUGCGCCGGUGCUCACGGUUGCUAGGGCAGACGGCUUAAUGGUGGACAUUACGGCGGGCAGCUGUCUUCCGGUCUACAACUCGCGGCUCCUGAAAGAGUACUGCGAGCUCGACCAUCGUUUGCUACCGCUCGCAUGUGCAAUCAAACGAUUCGCGAGAGUUGCUGGCGUUGUCGGAGCUGCCACCCACAACCUUUCAAGCUAUGCUUGGUCCUUGAUGGUAGUGUUCUACUUGCAGGCUGCUAAUCUCAAGUGCUACCUGCCAAGUUCUGCCAGAAGCAGCAACUUGCCUUCGUUGCAGUCGGCGUGUAGAAGCUGUGAAGUCACCAUCCAAGGGCGCAAGUUCGAUGUUGGUUUCAAAAGGCUCACAGACUUUCCACCGCCAGAUGCCGGACGCGUUCACGGCAGCGAGUCGCUCAGCUCCUUCCCUUGGCGGUCGCUGGCCCUUGGUUUUUUCAAGUUCUUCCUUGAGGACUUCGACUUGGAUAAGGAGAUCAUUUCUGUCUGCUUCGGCUCCAGACAGUUUGUUGAUGCCAGUACCACUGGGCCAGGCCCGCACAUCCGAGACCCCUUUGACCCCGGCCGUGAUCUUGGUGCCGUGCUGUCUGCUCCACGACGUGAAGCAUUUCGCGAGGCAUUGAUGGUUGGGAGGAGGUUGUUGGAGGAGAAAGUCGCAUUCGCCGGGUUGCUACAAGGAGAUGCAGAUCUUUGCUCCCCUGUGCAAUGGGAUACCCUGGUGCAUUCGGAAGAGCUUCAGCAUCACCGCGUCCAGCCUGGCGGCCAUGCGCCCCGUGCAGCUCAGAGCAAAUCGGGCGAUCUGGAAUUUGGCAGCACGGAGUUAGAUGACUUUCAGAAACGUUCUAUGCAUGCCAUAGCCCAAAAAGAGUCCGUGGUUGUUGCAGCUCCAACUUCUGCCGGCAAGACUGCUGUGGCCGAGUACGCGAUGAUGGUGGCCCUUCGCAAUCACGGAUCCGUGAUGUUCUGCUCACCAACAAAAGCCCUCAGCAACCAGAAGUUUAUCGAUUUCCAUGCAAACGCAAACUUUUCGAGGAGGGUCGGGCUUCUCACUGGAGACUCGUCCGUUGCACCUUCUUCGCCCAUACUCGUUGCCACCACGGAAAUUCUGCAGCUCGGUUUGCACAUUGUGCUAGGCCUGUCGGAGGUCCUGCCCUUGGACAGUGGACAGUGCUCACAAGUACUUGUAGGCAUCAGGCGAUCAAUGCUGUGCCGCCAUCACAAUGAUUUCGCUCGCCUGCAGACGGUGGUCUUUGAUGAAGUCCAUUACAUUGGAGACGUAGAGCGUGGAGCCGUCUGGGAGGACUGCAUGAUUUUACUUCCAGCGCACAUCAAUGUCGUAUGCCUGUCUGCAACCGUUCCGAACUGCCUGGAUUUGGCUGGAUGGAUAUGUCAAACGAGGCAUUGUGUGUGCCACUUGAUUCUGAAGCUGUCGAGGCCGGUGCCCUUGCGCAUCUUCGGGGUUGCAGAUGUCACGAGCCUCUUGGUCGAUGGGGACAAUGCAUUCUUAGAGGAGAACUUCGCAGCCUUGAAGUUAGAUAGAAAGAGCGGAGAAGACAUCUUUCAGGCCAUUGCCGCAAAUGCAAAGCUGACGCCCACGUUGGCCUUCAUGUUCAGCAAGGUCGCGUGCGAGACCAAUGCACUGGCUGUCGCGAGACGCCUGAACCAGGCGGAGAUCAUCGCCGACCGCAUCUCAGAAUACAGCGACGCCGGUCGGAAGCUGAAGGAGGCCAUCAAGUUCUGGACUUCCAGAAAGAUUCAUCGCCUGCGCCCUGUCGUGUCCCAACUGCUCAGCAUGGAGGCACGGCAGCGGAUCCAAGAUUUGGCCAAGGAAACCCUGUUGCAUCUGCCCGAGGAGGACCGCAGCUUGCAGCAGGUCGAGAUGCUUAUGGACACGCUGCUCCCACUAGGGCUGGCAAUACAUCACAGUGGUCUUCUUGCUCCGCUGAAGGAGUUGGUGGAGCGACUCUGUGCUGAGGGCCUUGUGCUGCUGCUUUUUUGCACCGAGACCUGCGCGGUGGGAUUGAACUUCCCCGCGAAGUCGGUGGCCUUCUGCUUCACAAAGAGCGGCUUGCUCAAGUGUGACGGGUGCAACAUGCGCAUGGUGCGCACUGGUGAGUACCAGCAAAUGGCAGGAAGAGCAGGUCGCCGAGGACUUGACAAGCACGGCAACGUGUUGUUCUGCAUGUCAAACCGGAAGGAUGAAAGUGUUCAGAAAGCGAAAGCAAAUGCACCACCCGGCAUGUCCCAGAUGAUGAAGCAACUCAUUCUCAACUCUGCCGAGCCUGUCAUGAGUUCAUACAUGUUACGCUUCCCGCUCAUGCUCAACUUGCUAAAGUUUGGGCAUGCUGGCUACGUCAAAUGGCUGUUUCUGCAGACUUUCCGCCAAUUUCAGAGCCGCCAAGCUGCUGCCAGCAUCGAGGAGCACAAGACCCAACGAGCUAUGUUUGCAAUUCUGGAAGCACUGGGUUUCUUGUCGCCCGAGCAGCGAUUGACCACUUUGGGACGUGCAGUUGCAGGAUUGUGGAUAGGAGAUCCACUCCUCAUGGGCGUGCUGCUCCGCGACAAGGUGCUCGACCCAUUCCCCGCACUGGAGCUUGUGUCGCUGCUGAGCGUUUUCACUGUCGAGCCCAAGUUUCGGAAGCACAAGGGAGCAGAGGAGGAACAGGAAGAUGAGCAGAGUGAAGAUGCGAACGAUUUCUUGCAUCAGUCUGAUGACUCUUGUGACCCUGAAGCUGGACAGUUCAUAGAAACAACGAAUUUCUUGGUCACCAAAGUCUUGCGAUCUGCGCGCCUGGUCUCCGAUGCCUACGUAGGGGGUGGCCUCUUGAGCGCCGACAAGGGCACGCCUGAGGAGUAUGUCAAGAACUGGCGCAAGGGCUGUCUGACUUACAAACAGUUCAACAGGCUUUUGACGGAUGGGAAGAACAUGGUCCUCGCAACUCGCAUGUGGAUAACGGGCAAGACUUUUUCGGAAGCUCUUCAUGUCGCCAGAAUGGACGCGGGCACUUUUGCCAAGGCCAUUCGUAAGCUGGGCAAGUUCGUGCGAAUGCUCAUCCAGGCAGCUCUGAAGCUUGACAGGGGUACCUUUGCAGACAGCUUGUCUCGGAAGCUUUCAUGCUUGAUGCGUGGCUUACCUUUCUUAUCUCCAUUGCUGCUUAGAAACCUGGAAAGCUCUGCCGAUGUUGAUGGAGAUGACGGAGAGCCCUUGUGGACAGCCUGUCCUGAUGAGGUUGGCGCCAGGGUUGAGCUCAAGCCCUCGGACAUCGGAUUUUCACACCGCAGCUGCUCCGCUCACUUUCAGGAUGGCCGAACAGUGCGGUCCACACUGACGGAGAUCCUGGCGGGCAAGGUGUCGCCCUGUGACAUUGAGGAGCUUCGGGUGUUCUGGCACCAGGGAAUCUACUACACCCUCGGCAACCGCCGCUUAUGUGUCUAUCGCUUGCUUGAGCAUUGCCGGCCGAACACCAAGAUCUUGGUGAAGGUUGUCUCAGAGUCCGAAGCAGAAGCACGGGAUUGGAAGGAUAAGUUUACGUCGGGACGAUGGAAGGGUGCUGUUGUACUGCUUCGGCACACGGGUGAGAUCAUCGGCAAGAGCCUGGCGCAGAGCACAUUUAAGUUGCCUAGCGCAGAGGAGAUCGAGAGCACUGCAAAUGCCGUGGAGCCGCACCCGACAUGCCCGUCGCCACUUGAGCAGCCGGGGGCCAUUGGAUACUGGCACCACUUGCGGGCUGCAUGCCAAGGAGACAACUCUCGAGUGGGCCACUUGCGAGGUGUGGUUCAGAUUCCGGGCGCUCCGCAGAGCGUAGCCUGCAAAGCUGGGCCUCCGCGUCGGCUCUUGGAUCCGUUAAGUCUGAGCGACGAGCAACUUGCAAGAAUGGACAUGGACUGGUCGCCUUGCACCGAUCUUCGGUACGAGCAGCCGGCAUGUGGAGAAGGCAACGGCAAACCUUGCACCAGGAAGGGAUGCAGUGGCAUUUUUGAGAAGACUGGCGAGCCAUGCCAGUUUUGUCAUACGCAUCCUUGUGAAGUAAUUGCUCGGUUUGAAGCCUUUCGAGGCUUCGCCAGGCGGGCUGCGAAGAAGAACCUUGGCAAACAUGCCAACCGCCGAAUGGGCUACUAA